GGCUCUGCGUUCACUCGUCAAUCGCUACUCGUCGUCGGCGGACGCGCGUUCUUCAGUGCACAUUGUACCUAAAACUUCGCGGGUGACUUUCUAUUUCAUUAAAUAAUCUUUGCAAUGGCGAACCUAGCUAUCCUUGUGCCUGUGCUCCUAUUGGCUGUCUUUGUACGAGAUGGUGAAUCCGUUCGCUGCUGGACAUGUUCUUCGGACCUGAACCCGCUAUGCCACGACCCCUUCCUCGCUGGCAGGGCCGACAACUCCUACCUCUUCAGGCUUGAGAACUGUGACUCCAACAGCGGCGCUACAUACCCCUACCUGACCUCCUCCAAGUCUUCGUGCAAGAAGCAGAAGAAAUACAUCAACGGCCAGCUGGUGAUCUCGAGAGGGUGCACAUGGAAGAGGGCAGAUGACUACUCCAACCAGUGCCCAAGUUCGUCCUCUGGUCCCAGCGAAGUCUUGUCCUUCUGCGAAACCUGCGACUACGACGGAUGCAACGGCGCAGCCACUAUCGGCAAAACCAUAGCCUUACUACUCGCACCUUUGGGCCUUUUGCUCUUCAAGUAAGAGACAGAUAGAGAAUGUUAGCAUCAAGGUGCCUUAAUAUAAAGUAGUCUAAGUUUGUUUGUACAAUACAACCAAAGGUCGGGUCCAACUAUGUACGAGGGUCGGAUCAAGCCAGUAUUUUCGAAAAUACCUGUUCUUUAAUCAGACAUUAUUUAUUUACGAAAGUAGGGAUUAACUGACGCCACAUAUUUACUGAACGAUCAUAUUAUAUUGUAUAGAAUUGGUAGAUAGGUUAGUCUAUUCACUGAAAGACACACCGUGAUACCGACCCCGUGGGCGUGGUCGAUGAUUUCCCUCAUUCGGCGCUUGCCGCUAUCGACUAGGGUCGAUUAAUUCUGUCAAAUAUGAUCCAUUCAGACGCCGCCCUGAGCCGAGAUUUGGGCCAAAGAACCCCUCCGGCCUGUUGUCUUAAAUUUUGUACCGGGUGAGAGCCCUCAGCGCUCCCCGUUUGUCCGGCCAAGUAGUUAAUGCCAUCUGCGACAAAUCUACAAUACGUCACGUCUAAAAAAAACUGAAAGACACAAAGAACUAGCUCUGGUAUUCCAUAAUCUGUUAAAUAGGAGUCUAGUAGUACCCACAAAUUAAUCUUCUCGUCUUGAACGGAUCUUAGACUUAGAUGAUACUUAAGUUUAAAAACAAGUGUUCAUAAAAAUGGUAUAUGUUGCAGUUUCAUUCUGUUCUAUUGCUGUUUGGGACCACUGUACCCUAGGUACCCCUUGGCCAUCGUAGGUAUCUACAAUGCUUAAGGACAGGACUAAAAUAAAGUACAAAUCACAGAGCUUUGGUGUAAAUUUUAUCUUCAACUGCUCUGGACUUUAACUCCUAAUAAAUCUUAAUGUCAUAAAUGCUUUACACAAAUCUUGUUAUUUAUUAGCUCCCUCAUAUUUCACUAUUUACUACCUACUAAGUGAAAGUUAUAAUAAAGACGUAGGCCUGUGAGGCAGCCAUCAAAUUUCGUACCUCUCUCGAGGGUUUUGUACUUCUUCUAAGGCAUAGGAUCGCUCGACGAACUUUCGACGGUUUUGCCAAUACUCAAAAGCGUCUUAAUCCAAAUUGUCUCGCGCCUUUUUGAGUCGAGUAAGACCUAUCUAAACGAGGCAACCUCGCAUGUCUGCUUAGGUACUAUUAACCGUUCUGAAUCUUAUUUUUUAUGGCUCUACUUUUUCUUACGUUCUUCUACCGGUAAAUAUAGCGGCUAUUUUAUUAUUCCUUAAAUUGUAAAUAUGUUUUAAUUUCUAUUAACUUAAUUACAGCUAAUGUUUGAUGUAAUUACGAGAAUUAAACUUUAAGAGCUUCAUUUUAUUUUAAUUGUGAAAUUAACAUAAGGUUUCAAGUUAAAAGAUCUUUUAAAUAAAACGUAACAAGUUGUUUUU
Molecule: messenger RNA, 1934 nt
Organism: Pectinophora gossypiella (pink bollworm)
Lineage: Eukaryota; Metazoa; Arthropoda; Insecta; Lepidoptera; Gelechiidae
Exons: 3
Coding region: 115-561 (148 amino acids)
Biological process (GO): sleep; positive regulation of voltage-gated potassium channel activity; regulation of synaptic transmission, cholinergic
Source: RefSeq, a predicted model, not a curated record